AUUUUAUGAUGGCUUCAACACUUUCAAUCUCAACUAGUGAUCACAGUACAAAACUCGUAUAUCAUUUUUUGGCCUCUUCAUCUUCUGGAAUUAGUGUUCAGGAGUCUAGUGCAGAGAAUUCUUCCUUGACAUUAUCAGACGGAAGAAAUAUCUCAGGUUCAAACUCUGUGAUUAGUUAUUUGGUUGAGAAUUUUGGUAAAAAUUCUAUUGGGGCCAAGAAUUCUGAUGACGUUGCCGAGGUUCAAAAAUGGCUGGACGCUACACAUUCGGUCGACCAGAAUUUAUCAGAAGUUGCUGGGAUUCUAGAUAAACAUCUGGCUACUCGAACCUUUAUUGUGGGAAAUUAUUUAUCGGUGGCAGAUUUAGUUGCGUUUUCACGAAUUCAUCAUUUUUUUGCUAGCUUGUCUGUUCAACAACGCUUUGGGGUUCCCAACUUGACGCGUUGGUUCGACUUUAUCCAACAUACUGCGGUAGUAGAAGUAGGUCCUCGUUGUGAUUUAAAUGCCGUUGAGAUUGAUUUAAAUGCACCAAAGAUUGUCAAAGUAGUUGAACCAAAGAAAACAAAGCCUGGUAAGACAAAAGCUGGUGACAAAGGUCAAACAACCGAAGUUUCACCUUCAGCACAGAAAACCACCAAGAAAUCGGAUAAAAAAGAGAAAAAGAAAGAAUCUAGUGAUUCGGCUGCUAUAAAAGUUGGAGGAACUACAUCUACGUCAUCGAUUUCUCCUCAAUUGCUUGAUUUGCGAGUUGGCCAUAUUAUCAAAGCUGAAAAACAUCCGGAUGCAGAUUCUUUAUACGUCGAACAAAUUGAUGUUGGCGAAGCAGAACCGAGAACAGUUGUUAGUGGUUUGGAUCGUGAUGUAGUCUUGUUGUGUAACUUGAAGCCCGCAGCGAUGCGUGGUGUUAAAUCGUAUGCGAUGGUACUUGCGGCAACCUCAGCAGAGGGUAAGGUCGAACUUAUUGAACCACCGAAAGGUUCAAAACCGGGUGACCGGGCAUAUUUUGAAGGACAUGAAGGUACCCCAGAACCAUUGUUGAAUCCCAAGAAAAAAAUUUGGGAAACCUUGCAACCCGGGUUAAUAACAACUACAGAAAAAGUAGCAUCCUGGGUUAACCAAGAGACCAAAAGUGUUCAUUUGUUGAAAACCCAGAAUGGCCUUUGCACUGUUCCUAGUGUAGUGAAUGCCACUAUUAAAUAG
This is a messenger RNA of Acaulospora morrowiae, 1199 nucleotides long. Lineage: Eukaryota; Fungi; Glomeromycota; Glomeromycetes; Diversisporales; Acaulosporaceae. The record is from the annotation of a GenBank genome assembly.